Haliaeetus leucocephalus (bald eagle) is the source of this 2437-nucleotide messenger RNA. It is a transcript of the gene SYBU, whose product is annotated as syntabulin (syntaxin-interacting). The record is from RefSeq and is a predicted model, not a curated record. NCBI's taxonomy places the organism in Eukaryota, Metazoa, Chordata, Aves, Accipitriformes, Accipitridae. Bases 1 to 2268 code for a protein of 755 amino acids. Gene Ontology annotation, cellular component: cytoplasmic microtubule; vesicle. The transcript has 8 exons. Gene Ontology annotation, biological process: synapse maturation; axonal transport of mitochondrion.
AUGCAUAUAGGCCAGAUCGCGGUCCUGCUAACGCGCGCACGUCUUUUAAACAGACCCACUCUGGGGAGCAGACGAACAAGGCCAACGCUAAGUGCAUUAAUGAACAGGAGGGCCAACAACAAUUAUGGCAAUGAAAGGACCUUCACGCUCCUCGCAGCCUUUUGCGACCAGGACCAGGCAGCGCGGGCAGGGGCUCUGCCUCCCCCGGGGGCAGCCCGGCGACAGAGGUGCCCGGGCAUUGCGGAGGAGGAGGAGGAGGAGGAGGAGGGGAGGAAGAAGAUGCCCUCCCGGCCCCGCACCUGCUCGGCGCCCGAGCAGAAGCCGCAGCUGGAGAAGGAGGUGUCCCGCAGCCGCAUCCCCCGCCUGGUCCUCCGGCCGCAGCAGAAGGUCUCUCCCGCUUCCGAAUCGCCCUUUUCCGAAGAAGAGAGCCGGGAAUUCAACCCGCCCAGCUCCUCCGGGGGCUCCGGCAGGACCGUCAGCAGCAACAGCUUCUGCUCAGAUGACACUGGCUGUCCUAGUAGCCAGUCAGUAUCUCCAGUUAAGACUCCUUCUGAUGCUGGGAACAGUCCAAUCAGUUUUUGCACUGGUAGUGAUGGAGACUUCUCCAGGAAGAAAUUCGGUCCAGGGACAAUGAGCGAAGGGAACCCGCAGCUGGCUCGAUAUAAGAAGGAGUCAAAGACAAGCCUUGUAAAGCCUGGGAGUGAAGCUGAUUUUAGCUCUUCAAGCAGCACAGGCAGUAUUUCAGCGCCUGAAGUCCAUAUGUCUGCUGCUGGAAGCAAAAGAUCUUCUUUUUCUCGCAAUCGUGGCCCUUAUGGUCGGAAUAAUGGAUCCUUAUCCUACAAGUCCGGAGCCAGCCCACCUGCUUCCCGUGAAAAGGACCCGUUGUCAACACUGUGCAAAAACCAGCUGAGUCCUGCUAGCAUCCAUCAGAGUUACAGGGCUUCUUCAGCCAGCAGCAGCAACUCAGGCUCAUACAAAGGAAGCGACAGCAGCCCAGUGAUGAGGCGAUCAGGGAGAUACAAUUCUUGUGGUGAUAAUCACAGCAUUAAGCCACAAAAUCCAGAGCAGUAUUUGACUCCUCUGCAGCAGAAAGAAGUUACAGUACGGCAUUUGAAAACAAAGCUGAAGGAAUCUGAGACCAAACUUAAGGAAAGGGAGACAGAAAUAGAAGAGCUCAAAGCUCAGCUGGGACGGAUGAGGGAAGACUGGAUUGAAGAAGAGUGUAACCGUGUGGAGGCAGAGCUGGCCUUAAAGGAAGCAAGAAGCGAAAUUAAACAACUCAAGCAGGUUAUUGAAACCAUGAAAAACAGCUUGGCUGAGAAGGACAAAAAAAUUCAGAAAUACUUCGUAGACAUAAACAUUCAAAACAAAAAACUGGAAUCUUUGCUGCAGAGCAUGGAGCUGGCUCAGAACAGCUCUGUGAGGGAUGAGCAGAGCCUGGAGUACACAAGUGACUCAGAGGGGAAGCCGUUAGCGUUGUGUGCCACAACGCCAGACAGCCUCAUCACAGAGGACCGAGUUUUGGAGGAGGUGGCAGAUAGUGGGCUGCUUCUUAAUGAGGACACAGCUAAUGGGACUGAUUCAUCGGAAGAGAGUUUGACCACCACAACCUCUGAGUUGAGUGAUCUAGCUCCCUCCAGUUCUGCUGUGAAUAAAGAGAUGCUUGAAAAUAGUCUGGAUGAAAAACUAACUUCUUCCCAAGAGGAGGAGGAAAGCAGCAACAUGAUGGUGGAACAGGCUGUCCAGACUGACGUGGUGCCAUAUAGCCUAGAUGUGGAGCAGCUCAUUCAAAACAUCUUCAGAGCUCAAGAUGCCUGUCCUCUAAGCCCACCUUCUUCACUGAAGGAAUUGGGUGAAUUUUCUCUUGGAAGCUUCAGUGAUUCUGGUAUCAUAGUGGACUUAACUCCAAGUGAUCCAAACUCUGCCAUCCUUUUGUCUCCUAUGGAGUCUCCAUGCAGGAAGGUGGAGCACAGAGUUAAUGAAAACCGUUUCAUGAAAGAACUUGAUUUUACAGAACCUCAUGAUGAUGAAGCCUUUGGGUACGUCAAUACUUUCUCUCAGACAGGAAUAAAGAGGAGAUACUGGAGCAGCAGCCUCCUCAGAGAUGUUCUGGCUGUAGCAGCCCCUGUUGUACCAACUAUCAUGUGGGUUUUCAGUACUCAGAGAGGAGGAACAGAUCCCGUUUACAACAUUGGGGCAUUGCUUCGUGGUUGCUGCCUGGUGGCCCUGCACUCUUUACGCCGUACACCCUUCAAUAUCAAAACCUAAAGUCCACUCUGUCCCUGGGCACCAACUGGCUGAAGCAGAGAGAAAGAAAGAUGAGAUAGAUCAUUAAGAGUUAUUGUAUAUUCUGGCAGAGUCCAUCAUUUUGCUUUUGGCUAUUUGAUUUGCACUAUAAAUAGGUUCGAAAACAUGUUCCUUGUUUCAAAAUAAAAAA